Acytostelium subglobosum LB1 is the source of this 1215-nucleotide messenger RNA. RefSeq lists its product as hypothetical. The record is from RefSeq and is a predicted model, not a curated record. Gene Ontology annotation, molecular function: protein binding. The transcript is spliced from 2 exons. NCBI's taxonomy places the organism in Eukaryota, Evosea, Eumycetozoa, Acytosteliales, Acytosteliaceae. The annotation marks the transcript as partial.
GCGACAUCAAACAAUGACAAUAACAACAACAACAACAAACAGAGUACAAUAUCAAAGUUGAUGACAUCCUCACCCUCAUUGUUUGAUGAAGAGCAGUCGAUAUACUUCUCAGACAGCUACUGCGAGAUUGCCAAGACAGUGUUUGCAGAGUCAUUAACCACUCUCACAGAGUUCAUUCUCGACAAGGAUGCUGCCAACGUCAAGUAUCAACUGUCGGUCGAAGUGAAACGCAAUCCCAACUUCUUCAAACAGCUCAUACCCGUGGUCGCCAAGCCAGCUACCACAUCGACGACAAAGAACAAGGAUAAGAACAGGAUGUCAUUGCUGUUCGCAGUGGCUACGAGGAGUCUGGACAUUGUUACUAUGUUGCUGUCGGCUGGUGCACUGCCAUUGAUCAAUGUACCAGAUCCAAUCAGUAAGGUCACUCCACUACAUUUGGCAGUGAUGUUGGGCGACCCAAAGAUGGUCGCAUUGCUCGAGGAGCGAGGCGCCGACGCCACAAUCAUUGAUACAUUCAGAGCUGUACCCAUCGACUAUGCACACAUGAAAGGACUAUCGAUUCCCCCAUUCAAUCCUCAAUCAAUCCAGAUAUACAACUACAAGAAUGAUGGCGCGAUGCAGGCGUGGCCAGUCGAGCGCGUCGAGCGCGAGCUGUCCAUCAAGUACUGCCCAAGAGUGCUGUGCACCAACGACUACCUCGUCAACCUUUGCUUCAGCUCAUUCGAGAUCAACGCCGACAUGCAGUUCCGCGACAGGUACCUCAAGUCCAUCAACAAGACGGGCGGCGAGGAGAAUGUCAUCCUGGGCUGGAUCUCGGACCAGGUCGGGUGGGGCGUGUUUGCCGCGCGCGAUAUCAAGCGAGGCGAGUACAUCGUGCGCUAUGGAGGCAUGUUGACAAUGAACGAGAAGAUGGUGACGCCCUGCUACAACAUGAUGACGUCGAUGGAGGACUUUGGCCUGGACGCCUACCGCUACCGAUCGAUGGGCGGAAUGGUCAAUCACUCGGCAAAGCACGCCAACGCCGAGAGCGAGUGCAUAUUCGAGUAUGGCGCUGAGCAAGCAUUGAUCACCGCCGCCAAGUUUAUUCCCAAGGGUACACAAGUGUUUAUCGACUACUCGCAAUCAUACUGGCGCGAAGACGACCAAGACGAUAUCCAAACAGAGAUGGUUGAGAUGGGCGGUACAGACUCUUAUCCAUCGAUAAUAAAGUUCUAG